AUGGCUUCCUCGCCGUCGCUGCUGGUGCUAGUCGUCGCCCUGCUGGCCGUCUUCUCACCAGCCGUUCUCGCCUCCGGCCGGGAGGAGCGCGCGCGCAUCCGCGUCUACGUGCACGAGCGGUUCUCGGGCUCUAACGCCACGGUGGGUUCCGUGGCGGCGUCCCCGCUCGGCGACAACUCGACGUUCGGCGAGGUGGGCGUGGUCGACGACGUGCUGCGGGCGGGGCCGGACCCGUCGUCGCGGGAGGUCGGGCGGUACCAGGGCCUCUUCGCCGGCGCGGACCUCGAGGACGCGAGCUACUUCUCCGCCAUCACGCUCGUGUUCACCGCCGGCGAGCACCGCGGCAGCACGGUGUCCCUGCAGGGGAAGUACGGCUUCCCCGUGGACGGGGCCCUCGAGCGCGUCGUCGUGGGCGGCACCGGCGGGUUCAGGAUGGCGCGCGGCUUCUCCAUGCUUAAGGUCGUCAGCAACACGCCGGAGGCCGACGUGUUCCAGCUCGACCUCGUCGUCUUCACGCCCCGCCGCCGAUAAUAGCUUGGUCGUGCGCGGUGAGCAGAGCAUGUGAACGUUUCGU
Setaria italica (foxtail millet) is the source of this 574-nucleotide messenger RNA. Its product is annotated as dirigent protein 1. Lineage: Eukaryota; Viridiplantae; Streptophyta; Magnoliopsida; Poales; Poaceae. The transcript has a single exon. The coding region runs from base 1 to 531 and encodes 176 amino acids. The record is from RefSeq and is a predicted model, not a curated record.